This is a messenger RNA of Lodderomyces pseudojiufengensis, 888 nucleotides long. RefSeq names its product 25S rRNA (uracil2843-N3)-methyltransferase. The coding region runs from base 1 to 888 and encodes 295 amino acids. The transcript has a single exon. The record is from RefSeq and is a predicted model, not a curated record. NCBI's taxonomy places the organism in Eukaryota, Fungi, Ascomycota, Pichiomycetes, Serinales, Debaryomycetaceae.
AUGAGUGGAUUACCUUUUACGACAGAAGAUCUGCUUGCUCCCUAUCAAAUAAUUGACGCUUUCACGGUUUGUUUCAAGAACAUUUUGAAUUCGCCAAAUCUACUGGCCCAUAUUCAAAAAGUGAAAGGAGAUCUAUAUAAUAGAGACUAUUUAGCUGCAUUUGAUGAUGAUGAUAAACGGUUUGCAUACGCUUCAAGAUGGACACCUGCUAGAGCUUUAGCCUACGCCUCGUUGUUUUCCAGCUUGACGGAAAUUACUACUUUGCUUAAAGAGCCUACAUUUGCCAAGAAUGUCCUUUGCAUUGGAGCUGGUGCAGGAGGUGAAUUAUGUGCUUUAGGAGCAGUUUUUGCAAGAUUAAAAGAAUAUAAUCCAACUUCGAGUUCACAACUCAAUAUUGAUAUAAUUGAUAUUGCAGAUUGGAGUACUGUUUUGAAUCAAUUAACAUCUUAUAUGAAAAAUACUUGGGUCUACAAUCAUCAAAGUUUGAACAUGUCAUUUGUACAAAAUGAUAUAUUAACAUGCAACAUUGGAAUGUCAAAGUAUGAAUUAAUUACUUUAUUAUUCACCACAAAUGAAUUGUUUGCAGAGAAAAGAAAGGAAACUGUUAAAUUUUUACAUACCUUGUGUCAAAAUUGUAAAAAGGAUUCAUUAUUAUUAAUUGCUGAAAGUGCUGGUUCAUUUUCACAUAUUACAGUUGGAGAUAAAAAAUUUCCAGUUCAAUUUUUAAUAGAUAUGAUACUCGUGGGAAAACCCGAUGAGAAUGAUGGAGCUUGGGAAGUAAUAUCGCAACAAGAAAGCUUAUGGUAUAGAGUGAAUGAAAAAGAGGUGACAUAUCCUCUAAAACUUGAAAACAUGAGAUUUUUUUAUAGGCUUUAUAGGAAAAAAUAA